CUUCACUUCUCAUCUCCAAUCAUUCCAACAACAACAACAUCACCGUCAUGCAAGCCAUGUGCCUUCGGCAUUCAGGAGUUACCGCAUGUCUCUUCUGACAAAUCUCAUUCCAUCCAGCUUCACUGCUCCCUCGUGGGUCCAGCCCAACAUGUCCACUUUUCUCUCGGCUCCCGGACGUUCAGUGACUUUAACUCGGGAUCAGGGAUUGAUCUCCACUGCUCCGAACUCCGCCUCCUACGCUGUCUGGUUGGCCCGGAUGCCGGAGACUCCUGCUGGCACCCAGCCCGUACUCUUCUUAGCUACAAUUCAAGCAUAACAAUCAUAAUAUGUGUCACAAAGAUCGAUAUUCCGUCUUGAUUAUUCGACUCUAUUCCGGUCUUUUCGGGCCCCCGGGCGUUAGCCCUGCACGAUGAGCAGUAUUGAUCGGAUUGCCAAC
Aspergillus homomorphus CBS 101889 is the source of this 436-nucleotide messenger RNA. RefSeq lists its product as uncharacterized. Lineage: Eukaryota; Fungi; Ascomycota; Eurotiomycetes; Eurotiales; Aspergillaceae. Bases 86 to 316 code for a protein of 76 amino acids. The transcript has 2 exons. The record is from RefSeq and is a predicted model, not a curated record.